CGGUUAAUAAAUAGACUGUGUCCCGCCACAACAUGGUAAUUACAACCCCCUUAAACAAAUGUGAUUUUGAUUUUUGUUUUUCAUAUACGUCGAUAUGUGUUUUAAACUUUUAAUUUGCCACUUUGAUGCGUAUCUAAUGUAAACAACAACUAAAACUCUUUGACUGCAUGCAAUUUGAGUGAAAGUUAUUCAUACCGAGACACUUACUGAGUAAAGUCAAAACGGUGUUCUAAUCCACUGAAAUUGUGCUUGAAAAUAUAUUUUGUGUACGACAAGUUAAGUGUCAACUAUUUUGCGAUAAUGGAGAUACAAGAGUCGAUCUUGAGUAUAUUUUACGUCAGCAGAGCGUUUGCGUUGGCUCCGUAUAAAAUUAAGAGGAAUGCAAAAGGAAUCAUAAACGAAUACAAAUUCAGCAUAAUAUUCUGUCUAUACAGUGUAGCUGUUACAAUCACACUCGUUCUUCUGACGAUUAGAGGAAUUGUGAAUGACGCUAGGUCGAAGUAUCCUGUUAGGAUGACAACUGCCACAUCCAAAUUUGUAACAUCACUCGACGUCUGUAUUGUUGUUGGAGCAUGCUUAAGUGGUGUGGGUUGCGGUCUGUUUGGCCUGCGAAAUACACAGGAAAUGAACGCAAAGUUAAGAGAGGUGGAUGACGUUUUAGGAAAUGACAAGGAAAAAGAGAAACGACGAGGACUAAUUAUGAUGGUGUCUGUGUUCAUUGUGAUCUCGUUUAUGUUAGCCAUGGAUCUGGGUUCCCGAUACACUAUUACGAAAAAGAAGGUGUCCGCCGACGAAGAGCUCAUUCGAGGCAAUAUCACGUACGGAUACAUACCAUUUUACGUUCUUUAUUACAUACUGAUGGCACUACACAUUCAAUUUGCUAAUACCGCUCUCAGGCUGGGUAGACGUUAUCGUCGAUUGAAUAAUGUUUUAGCGAAAGCGUUUCCUAUUGAACCACUCAAAAAAGAAUUAGUUCACAUAAUCCGGGUUCCAUCAAUCAAGCAAAGAGAGUCAUCACAUAAACAAAAGAAUAAUGUUGGAAUAGUAACUCACCAAUCUGUGCUAUCGCAGGACACAUUUUUCGUUGAUCGAUUAGCAAGCGCUCAUUCAUAUUUGGGAGAGGCAGUUGGAAAUAUAUCCUCAGCGUUUGGUGUUGCUUUACUUGUUAUGUUGGUGUCAUGUUUACUUCAUUUGGUAGCCACACUGUAUUUCCUAUUUGUGGAAAUUCUGGGUGGAAAUGAUGCAUUCUACACGGUGCUACAAUUUUUAUGGGUCUUUCUGCACGUGGGUCGAUUGUUAUUAAUUGUAGAACCUUGUCAUCUUACGUCGGUUGAGGCUCGUCGCACAAUAACUCUUGUCUGUGAAAUCAUUCGAUCGUGCGAUCCAGCUGUUACACAGAAUUUGAAAAAGUUCUGGAGACAAUUACUUGCUGAUCGAACGUAUUUUUUCUCAGCCUGUGGAAUGUGCUGUAUUGAUCGUCAAAUUUUAACUUCACUUAGCGGAGCAAUUGCCACAUAUUUGGUGAUUUUGAUUCAGUUCCAAAAUUCUGGUAGCAGCUAAAUUCGACAAAAUUCGUCCCACACACGAAACGCAAUCAUUUUAAUUAAUUGAAUUUUAUUGAUUUGUCCAAUAACUUUGUCAAAUGUAGUGUUAAGAGUAAAAUGAAGACUUAA
Bradysia coprophila is the source of this 1673-nucleotide messenger RNA. Its product is annotated as gustatory receptor for sugar taste 43a-like. The record is from RefSeq and is a predicted model, not a curated record. NCBI's taxonomy places the organism in Eukaryota, Metazoa, Arthropoda, Insecta, Diptera, Sciaridae. Gene Ontology annotation, biological process: chemosensory behavior; male courtship behavior; sensory perception of taste. Gene Ontology annotation, cellular component: dendrite; axon; membrane.